This is a messenger RNA of Dromiciops gliroides (monito del monte), 2739 nucleotides long. RefSeq names its product major vault protein (gene MVP). The record is from RefSeq and is a predicted model, not a curated record. NCBI's taxonomy places the organism in Eukaryota, Metazoa, Chordata, Mammalia, Microbiotheria, Microbiotheriidae. Gene Ontology annotation, cellular component: cytoplasm; nucleus.
CACUUUAACCAUUCCUGAUUCCUGCCGUCCUGAUUCUGAAGUCAUCAUGGCAAAUAAGGGAGAUUCCAUCAUCCGCAUCCCCCCAUACCAUUUCAUCCAUGUGCUUGACCAGAACAGCAAUGUAGCCCGAGUGGAAGUUGGGCCCAAGACCUACAUCCGGCAGGACAAUGAAAGGAUACUGUUUGCCCCAGUACGUAUGGUGACAGUCCCACCACGACAUUACUGCAUCAUAGCUAACCCUGUAGCCCGGGAUCAAGCAGGUGCCCUUGUGUUUGACGCAGCUACAGGACAAGUACGACUUCGGCAUGCAGACCUGGAGAUCCGGCUGGCCCAGGACCCCUUCCCACUGUACCCAGGGGAGGAGCUGGAACAGGACAUAACCCCACUGCAGGUGGUUCUGCCCAAUACAGCACUGCACCUUAAGGCCUUACUUGACUUUGAAGAUGACAUUUGGGGCAAAAGAAUAGCAGGAGAUGAGUGGCUGUUUGAAGGGCCUGGCACAUACAUCCCCCAGAAGGAGGUAGAAGUGGUGGCGACAAUCCAGGCCACAGUGAUCCGACACAACCAGGCUCUUCGACUUCGGGCCCGGAAGGAAUGUGAGGACCGAGAUGGCAAACCAAGGGUGACAGGAGAAGAAUGGCUGGUACGUUCUGUGGGGGCUUACCUCCCAGGUGUGUUUGAGGAAGUUCUGGACGUGGUCGAAGCUGUGGUUCUCACAGACAAGAUAGCCCUGCACCUCCGGGCCCUGCAGAACUUUAGGGAUGUGAGAGGCAUCCUACGGCAUACAGGAGAAGAGUGGCUGGUCACCCAGAAAGAUACAGAAGCUCACGUGCCUGAUGUUUAUGAGGAGGUUCUGGGAAUUGUGAACAUCACCACCCUGGGUUCACGGAACUACUGUGUGAUCCUGGACCCCAUGGGGCCUGAUGGCAAGAACCAGCUGGGACACAAGCGCGUGGUGAAGGGGGAGAAGUCCUUCUUCCUUCAGCCUGGAGAGAGUUUGGAGGAAGGGAUCCAGGAGGUGUUCGUGCUGUCAGAGGAAGAAGGGCUGCUCCUGAGGGCCCUACAGCCCCUGGAGGAAGGAGAUGACGGGGAGAGGGGUGAGAAAAGGAGGGCCGGAGACCGCUGGCUGAUCAGGGGACCCCUGGAGUAUGUGCCCCCGGCCAAAGUAGAAGUAAUAGAGCAACGGAAGGCCAUCCCUCUGGAUGAGAAUGAGGGCAUCUAUGUGAGAGAUGUCAAGACUGGCAAGGUCCGGGCUGUUGUUGGUAAAACCUAUAUGCUGACCCAAGAUGAAGAGCUGUGGGAGAAGGAGCUCCCACCUGGGGUGGAAGAACUGCUGAGCACUGGGAAGGACCCAGUGGCAGAUAGGGGCGCUAUGGGGCAAUCACAAAGGGUAGUCUCCUGCCCCAGGGAUAAGACUCGAGUUGUGAGCUACCGAGUUCCCCACAAUGCAGCUGUACAGGUGUAUGACUAUAGAGAAAAGAAAGCACGGGUCGUGUUUGGGCCAGAGCUGGUGAGCCUUGGCCCUGAGGAGCAGUUCACAGUGUUGUCCCUCUCUGGUGGCCGGCCCAAGCGCCCCCAUGCCCGCCGGGCACUUUGCCUGCUGCUGGGACCUGAUUUCUUUACUGAUGCCAUCACUAUUGAAACGGCAGACCAUGCCCGGCUACAACUACAGCUGGCUUACAACUGGCACUUUGAACUGGGAGACCGGAAUGACCCAAAGAGGACUUCUCGGCUCUUCUCUGUCCCAGACUUUGUGGGCGGCUGCAAAGCCAUUGCCUCCCGGGUUCGGGCUGUGGCUUCAGUCACCUUUGAUGACUUCCAUAAGAAUUCAGCUCGCAUCAUCCGGAUGUCUGUCUUUGGGUUUGAGGAAACAGAGAAGGGACCUGGGGGGACUCCCAUGCCUAGCCCGCGGGACCGAGCUGUCUUCCCCCAGAACGGGCUGGUGGUCAGUAGUGUGGAUGUCCAGUCUGUAGAACCCGGCCAGCGGACCCGGGGAUGCCCUGCGCGGAGUGUCCAGCUGGCCAUUGAAAUCACCACCAAUUCCCAAGAAGCUGCAGCCAAACAUGAGGCUCAGAGAUUGGAGCAGGAGGCUCGGGGGCGGCUGGAGCGACAGAAGAUCUUGGACCAAGCAGAAGCCGAGAAGGCUCGAAAGGAGCUGCUGCUACUCGAAGCAGAGAGCACUGCUGUGGAAAGCACUGGAGCUGCCAAGGCAGAGGCGGCGUCCCCGGAGGCUGCUCGGAUUGAGGGAGAAGGAGCCAUACUCCAGGCCAAGCUGAAAGCGGAGGCCUUAGCCAUAGAAACGGAGGCAGAGUUACGUCGGGUGCAAAAAAGCCAGGGAACAGGUGAACUCAACUAUACUAAGGCCCAGAUGGAGCUGGAACUGAACAGGGCAGAAAUGGCUGAAGUAGAAGUUAAAAAGUUCAAGUUGAUGACAGAGGCGCUGGGCACCAGCACUAUCAGGGACCUUGCAGUAGCUGGGCCUGAACUACAGGUAAAACUGCUCCAGGGUCUUGGACUGAAAUCAACCCUCAUUACAGAGGGCUCCACUCCCAUCAAUCUCUUCAGCACAGCCACUGGGCUUCUGGGGCUUGGGGGCACCUGGGUAUCCUACUGAGCAAGAGAGAAAGACAUAGGGAAAUAGGGAUUUCUUCCAUACUCCAUUGGAGAGUUAAACCACUGUCCUUCCCUGAGCUCCUAGGGAGAAGGCUUUCUAUGUUUUAAGAUUUCACUGAAAAUAAA